Molecule: messenger RNA, 687 nt
Organism: Lutra lutra (Eurasian river otter)
Lineage: Eukaryota; Metazoa; Chordata; Mammalia; Carnivora; Mustelidae
Product: histone H2A type 1-B
Exons: 2
Coding region: 39-431 (130 amino acids)
Cellular component (GO): nucleosome
Molecular function (GO): DNA binding; structural constituent of chromatin; protein heterodimerization activity
Source: RefSeq, a predicted model, not a curated record
CCCUUGCUGCAUUUGUUAGUGGCGCAUUGAGCCUCGGGAUGUCUGGACGCGGGAAGCAGGGCGGCAAGGCGCGCGCCAAGGCCAAGACGCGCUCGUCGCGGGCGGGCCUGCAGUUCCCGGUGGGCCGCGUGCACCGCCUGCUGCGCAAGGGCAACUACUCAGAGCGGGUCGGGGCCGGCGCGCCGGUGUACCUGGCGGCGGUGCUCGAGUACCUGACGGCCGAGAUCCUGGAGCUGGCGGGCAACGCGGCGCGCGACAACAAGAAGACGCGCAUCAUCCCGCGCCACCUGCAGCUGGCCAUCCGCAACGACGAGGAGCUCAACAAGCUGCUGGGCCGCGUCACCAUCGCGCAGGGCGGCGUGCUGCCUAACAUCCAGGCCGUGCUGCUGCCCAAGAAGACCGAGAGCCACCACAAGGCCAAGGGCAAGUAAGAACCUGGAGGUUCAUUGGUCAACGCGAAGGUUCCUAACACUUCAGAGGUGCUCCUAAAGAAAAACUAAUUACUGGUCACUGAAUCUUACCACUCCACACCUGCUGAUUAAAUUUACCACGAUUUACAUAAGUAAUCCAAUCAGCCACUUGAUUGCAUCCGAAAGUGAGUGAUUGAUGUCAGAUAACCGCUCGCUGGUGUUUAGUCUAACGCAUAUCAGGCUUCCCUCCCCGCACCACGCGGGGCAAAGUCAAGUU